Molecule: messenger RNA, 906 nt
Organism: Monopterus albus (swamp eel)
Lineage: Eukaryota; Metazoa; Chordata; Actinopteri; Synbranchiformes; Synbranchidae
Gene: fam177a1a
Product: family with sequence similarity 177 member A1
Exons: 5
Coding region: 164-814 (216 amino acids)
Source: RefSeq, a predicted model, not a curated record
GGGUCAUCUUCUGCAGAACACCACCAAACACGAGAACAUCCAGAAUUGCACUGUCAAAUAACCGCUUUUAGUGUGAAAAGCUUUUAUUCUGAACAAAUGACACAGGAAGUGUUGCUAGCGAAACACCGAUAAACGGAUCGUAGCGAGGUGACAGGAUUGACAGAUGGCAGAUGUGUCGUUUUAUAUAACUAAUGCCAACGUUUCCUUGGGACAAACUAUGGAAACUGAAAAAAGUCCGGGAGAGCCGACAGUCUUUGAAAGCGUGGAGAUGGGAGACUCUGCCUUGAGGAAGGAGAGAGUGAAGGUGCCCCGUAGGACAAUCCACUUUGCCAGUGGAGAAACUAUGGAGGAAUACAGCACUGACGAAGAGGAGGAGGAGGAGGAACAGCAACCACUGAAGAAAGAUGUCACUGCUGUAGAUCCGUCCAAACUGACAUGGGGUCCAUAUGUCUGGUUCCAAAUGUGGAGAAUGGCCACCUCCACAAUCUCAGUGUGCGACUACAUGGGAGAGAGUCUAGCCUCUCUUUUUGGCAUUACUACUCCUAAAUACCAGUAUGCUAUUGAUGAGUACUACCGUAUGAAGAAAGAGGAGGAGGAGGAAGAGCAGGAGAACCGGAUGUCCGAGGAGGCGGAGCACCAGUUCGCAGAGCAGCGCAGAUGUCAUCAGAAUGGUCCCACAUCUCCUUGUUCUGCUACUGUGGAGCAGCCAGAGGCAUCCUCUGCCUCCUUUGUAAAUAUUAGCUUUGAGCUUGAACCUGAGACUGCUCUCAGUGUUCCAGACACCAGCAAAGUCCCUUCUCCUCUCCCCUCCUGAAAACUGACUCACAUACAAAACCCCUGACAUUCACACAUUUCUAUCAGUUUGCAAAACCUUAAUUUACUAAGCUUUAUAAAUUAAUAAUAUUA